Tetrahymena thermophila SB210 is the source of this 645-nucleotide messenger RNA. RefSeq names its product transmembrane protein. The record is from RefSeq and is a predicted model, not a curated record. NCBI's taxonomy places the organism in Eukaryota, Ciliophora, Oligohymenophorea, Hymenostomatida, Tetrahymenidae. The transcript has 3 exons.
AUGAGUGCUUUGCUUAACAAAACAAUUGGAAUGUUUGAAUUAAACUUUUAAUCAUUUUACAAAAUAUCUUAAAAUCAAACAAUAAGCAUUAUUUCUAACUAGUUUUAAUAAGGUGUAUUUUUAACUAUUCCAUUACACUUGUAUUAUAGGAACUGCACAAUAGGAGAGAUUAUUUUAGAAAAAAAUUAAUUCAUUUAGUGUAGUUAAUGUGUUGAAGGGAGAUAUUCAUUAAAAAUUCCUGAUAUGCAGAAUAAUAUCAAUAAACUCGAAUGCGUAUCAUGUCCAGAAUAAGCUCAUUUCUGUUAAGGAUCUGAAAUUUAGUUAAAGGAUGGCUACUGGAGAGAGAGUAAUUUAACAGAUUAGAUUUACACUUGUUUAUUAGAUAGCUGUUCUUUUAAUAAUCCUCAAAGUAAAAAUGGAUGCCUAACUGGAUUUGUAGGACCUCUUUGCAAUAGCUGCGAUAAUAAAAAUAAGGUUUGGGGUCAAUAAUAUGGUCUUAAAGGUUAAAAUUGCUUUCCUUGCAGCUAACAAUUAAAUUAAAUAGCAUUCGCAUGCUUUUUUAUCAUUUUCUAUAAUUAUGAAGCUAAAAAUUUUUAAAUAAAUUUAAUUGCUGGUAACAAGUAACUUGAGUUCAUCUGCAAAUGA